Molecule: messenger RNA, 1176 nt
Organism: Closterium sp. Naga37s-1
Lineage: Eukaryota; Viridiplantae; Streptophyta; Zygnematophyceae; Desmidiales; Closteriaceae
Source: the annotation of a GenBank genome assembly
AUGAAGACACGCCCAGAGCAAGUCCUUGUCUACGAGUUCAUGCCAAACGGCGACCUCCACAAGUGGCUCUCUCCGGGGGCGCCCUUUGUGCUGACUCUACAACAGCGGCUGGACAUCUUGAUUGGGGUGGCACGUGGCUUUGAGUACCUCCAUGGCUUUGGAAUCGUGCACCGCGACAUCAAGCCUGCCAACAUCCUUCUUGACAAAGACAUGCAGGCCAAGAUUGCAGACUUUGGGCUUGCGAGGGCAGAGGAGGGCAGCUCGGUGGGUUCGACCCAGCUGGUGGGGACACCGGGCUACGUGGAUCCCGUCUAUUCCAAGACAUCCAAAGCUUCCACUGCCACCGAUGUCUACAGGGAAGCGCUUGCUGCAAAGGAGGCGGCUAAGGCACUACCCGAGCUUGGCAUAAUCGACGCGGUUAUCCGCGCAGUGGCGGAAGAUCUCGGCAGAUCCAGCUACUCCAACCGCAAGUUCAAGGAGCUGCAGGAAGUGUUCAUGCAUACCAACCUCGACGUCCAGGGGAUCCACAGCGUCCGCUGGUUGAGUCGCGGCGAUGCAAUCGCACGAUUCGUACGCGUUCUGCCUGCUAUCAUCGUUAUGCUCGAGGAGUCGGACAAGACGAUGUACCACUUAGUAACGUCGUUCAAGUUUCAUUACUUCCUGUUCUUCUUGGCAGAUGUGCACACGGCACUCAACGCGCUCAACCUGCUAUUCCAGAAGCGACAGGUCGACCUCACUGCAGUGCACUCCCAGGUGAGGCGGACCAUCAUCUACAUGGAGCAGAGGUACCUGAACUGUGGCCAGCAGUUUGGCGGUGGGACCAGCGAGCUGCUGUCUGCUUUCCUCGCGCGGCACGCCUCGCCCGACUGCCGUGAAGUGACUGUGGAAGGGGUGGACAAGGAGGGUCAGCCCCGUGUACACAAGUUCCAGCUGCACGAGGAGGCAGUCAAGGGAUACACCACCAGCAGCGGGGACAUGCAAGGCUGCUACACCUGCUGCCGCUCAUUCGCCCGCGAGCUGGUGUACAACCUUGAGCUGCGCUUGGGAGACUUGACGCGCUUGAACGGGGCGAAGCUCUUCAUGCCCCGCUCGUGGCUGAGGGGCGUCGAGGCAAGGAGCACCUGCACGGCCUCGUCCAUCUGUUUCAGGCCAAGAACCGGGACACGAUCUUGCCUG